Molecule: messenger RNA, 1657 nt
Organism: Phoenix dactylifera (date palm)
Lineage: Eukaryota; Viridiplantae; Streptophyta; Magnoliopsida; Arecales; Arecaceae
Source: RefSeq, a predicted model, not a curated record
GUAGAGGGACAACUGUCUCCAACUUUACACUCUUCGUUCCUCUCUGUCUCUUUGUACUCAUUUUUACAUUCUUUACUCUCCAUCUUUCCCUUUCUCCUUCUCAAAGGACUUAUUUGCGAUUCUUGGAGCAGAUCUGAUAGCAUCUCUAAGAGAGAGGGUGAUUAUUUAUGAUAAAUAGUGCUUCAGAUAUCUGAUGGAGGUUGCAAAAAGAUUGAUCUGUGUUAAUGAGAAUCCCCAACAAGUUUCAGAGACGGUCAAGACUGCUGAGAAUUUAGAAGACAGUGACAUGAAAGAGAACAUGAUUAACAACAAUAAAACGAGGAAACUUGAGCUCGAUGGAGGAGAAAGCAGCAACACAAAUGAUCCAGAGAAAUUGUUAUUGUGUCCUGAACCUACAGAGGACCUGGUUGAAGGGAUCCUCAAUCGCAUGAGCUGGCCUGAAGCUCUAAGCCUCGGCGAAGUGAGCAAGAUGUGGAGAUGUGUAGGACAGCGCUACAACCCGAAAACACCACGGAGCCCCUGUCUCCUGCACAUUGGCGCGGUGGAACCUGGCGUCCAUCGCAUAAUAAGUGUAACAGAGAAGAAGUGUUCCUUGAUCAGGCGACCUGAGCUCAUUGGUGAGUGCUGCGGUGCCUAUAAGUGCUGGUUGGUGAUGAGGUACCCCUCUACGGAUGAAAUGUGCAUGGUGAAUGUGGUCACAGGAGCUCGCGUUGCACUGCCACGAUGGCGCGAAGACGGUUCUGUGUCUGUCUUUCUCUCAUCUUCCCCUACAGCACCUGAUUGCAUGGGUUUAGCAAGAAGCAUCAUCGAUGACAGGAUGAGCCUGCUAUCUUGUAGACCAGGGGAUGAAGAAUGGACCAAAGAAGAUGGAAGGGUCAUCUCCCAUCCCUUCGAAAUCGUCUCCUCUUCAGAAGGGAAGUUCUAUAUCGAAGAUGGCACACGUCUGCUUGCUGUGCACUCAGUUAAUCCCAUCAAAUUCAGAAUUGUAAUGGAGGACACAGAACCCUACAUGCGUGGGGGAGGAUUGGUGACUACUUACUUGGUUGAGUGCGGCACUGACAUGCUGGUAGUUUUCGCAAGGUACAGAGUUCAGAGACGUAUGCUUGCAACCUGUCAUGACUUCAAGGUUUUCCGGCUGGAUGUUUCGAAGAAGUCAUUGGUGAAAGUGAACAAUCUGGGGAACCAUGCACUGUUCCUGGGGGAUUUGCCGUCAGUGGCUGCUACAGUGGAGACUGCUGGUUGCCGAAGCAAUUGCAUAUAUUUCAUAGAACCUGACGACAGCAUUGCUUGGCGCGUAUUUGACCUGGAAGACAGAAGCAUCAGCACUGGUCCCAACCUGGGAGCAAAGCCGGGUCUUAGGUCUCUCAUUUGGAUUACUCCAGGUAUGAUAUGAAGGCUUGGCACUUGCUCUCAAAAAAGUGAUAAAGGUUUAGUAGUGCGAGCAUUCGUAUCAGGUUGGCCAAUAUCUAUGGCCGUGGUACGUCUAUGAGUUUAAUAAUUAUGCACUGGUUGCGGUUUUCUGGAUAGAGGAUAUUACUAGAAUAAGCUUUGUUGCAAUAAUAAGGUUUGUGUGAUAUAUCAAUAUAAUAUGCUAAUACCAGAAGACCAAGGUGAAUUUGGGACAUGCUGUGUAAUAAUAAACAUAAUUUACAUAUGC